This is a messenger RNA of Neospora caninum, 6825 nucleotides long. RefSeq lists its product as hypothetical. Bases 1 to 6825 code for a protein of 2274 amino acids. Lineage: Eukaryota; Apicomplexa; Conoidasida; Eucoccidiorida; Sarcocystidae. The transcript has a single exon. The record is from RefSeq and is a predicted model, not a curated record.
AUGUCGAGGAGACAGCCCGACUGCGCGUCUCCCUGUCCAACCGCCUCUGCCGUCUGUGCGCGCACGGCGGCCGACUUCGGAGACAGGCACGACAACGCCGCCCUCGAAGCGUUGCUUCUUUCCGCGCUCGCGCAGCUGUCGACGGCGCCUUCGCCAGACACAGGCGAAGACCCGCCCAACGGGCGGUGUCUUCGCCGGCUGAAGAAAAGAGACCCUAGCCGUUUUGCCGAGGGAGCCGAAGAGCGGGAGGAAACAGAGAGUGAAGACUGCGCCGCUGGAACGAGACAUCGACCGCGCGGCUUCUGCCACUCGUCGUGCCGGGGCGCGCUGGAGGUUGAGAGACCGCCUGCCACGGGAGUGAGAAAGAUCGAGAAUCCGUCCUCGCAGCCCGAACGGCAGGUGGAGCGUCGCGCGAGGACGCUGUCAAGUCUCUUGGAUGAGUUAAUUGCGCUUUUAAACGAGAAGAGGAAGCAGGGGAAAAAGAAGAGUGAGGACAGCCCGCCGCUCGAAGAUGCGGAUGUGCGCCCGAGUGCUGGCGAGCUCCACCGAAGGCCUCCACGUGAGUUAGGCCUGUCGCCUAGCAGCCUCGCUGGCCUCUUUCGCCACGUGUUGCGGCUCUGUGCGUCCAGAAGACUCUCUAUCCUGCACGGAGACGUGGCGACUCCCUCGCCGCUCGCAGUCCCCUGUUCUUCGCGAUCGACCCAAGACGCCAUUCCGCGGCGACAGCUCCUGACGGCGGCGCUCGGUGCGCUCAGACUGUGGUACCCAGAGGCGAAAAGUUCGACCGAAGGAAACCGUCCGGUGGACGGCGCACCCUCCCGCGAGGAAGCGAGCGCCGCUUUGGGGCCCAUGCAGACGCAACAGGACUGGGAUCUCCUGUUUACCGCUGCAACCACGGUCGUCGAGGCGGUGUACAUACACCUCGUCGACGGCGCACCAGCGCCUCUUCAGUCCUCAGCUGGCCCCGCUUCUUCCUCGCCACGAGCCGCGGGAGUCUCGGGAGGACGCAGCGCGUCCAGGGACACAGGAGAUGAAUUUGCGUCGGCGUGCGGGAGUUCGUUGGUUGGCGUCGUUUCUGAGAAGACCGGCUUUUCCUUUUUCGGCGAGCACGCGUUUCCACCGAGUGCCUUCUUUGGAGAUCCUUCCGUCAUCGCCCGCGUCCUCCUUGCUGGGCAAGCGUCUCAGGCUCCGCAUCUGUUCGCUCCGGACCUGCGUCGCCGGCGAUCGGCGGCGUGCGUCCUUCUCACGUUGCUUUCGCAGCUUCUUCAGGAAAGCUGGCGGCUCUGUCUCGCGGCUGGUCCCUUGUCGUCGGCGGCCGCGUCGCCUCUCGCCUCCCUCGCCGAGAAGAGCGCAAGUUCCGCGGGCGAGGCCGUGCGUCUCCUGCAGCUGCUGCAGCCGCUCCUGGUGACCGGUGCGGUGUACGUACACCCCAUCGGCGUGGCGCUCUUCCCCGCGGACGUGGGGCGACCGGGUGGUCGUACACCGGCCAGCAGCGACGGGAGUUUGUCUUCGGCUUCCGGGUUUCCUUCGCCUUCUCGCUCGCGCCUCGCCGACUCGUCUGCCGCGUCUUCCGCAGAAGACAGGAUGAGAGACAAACGCGGCGCGCUCAGGGCAAGGCGCGCUUUGCCGGCUGCAAGCGACCGCGGUCCGGCGACGCGGGGACUCGAGAAGGCCCGGGACAAAGUUCAAGCUCGUGACGCAGGAGCCUGUGUCCCCGCGAGACCCGGGCUGAGGACACAGCGGGAAGGCGACUCGGGCGAAGACGGCGACGAGGCGAGCGCCGUUGGAAGGUCGAACGCGCUGAAUGGGGAUCGGAAUGUGAGCAAGACCGCUGGGAGGAGCCGGCGAGGAAGACGAGACAAGAAAGACGGAUUGCGGGGCCACGACGACGGACACAAACUCCGCGUGCUUGCUUUCUCCUGUUCGCAGUUUCUCGUCAAACUCGUCCCGCGAACGCUCUUUCGCUCGUGGCCUCUCAUCCUCACCACUCAACACUUCAAAGUCCAAGUUCCGUCUUGUCUCGAGCCGUGUCCCUUUCCCUCUUGCUCUUCUCUUCCUCCGUUUCCCUCUCCCGCUUCGCCAUCUGUUCGACUCUCUCCUGCUGCGCGUCUCUCGCGUGCUCCCUCGCACGCGGGUUCACUCCACACUUCCCGCGACCCACUCCCGCGCGACGGCGCAGCCGCCCCCACCUCGCCCGCGCGUCCUCGCCUCUCUGCGGGCUGUCCAUACACUCAAGAGCCUCCAAAGGUAUCCGAGCGUUCCGCGCGUCCCGUUCAAACCGACAUCUCCCUGUUCUCGCCUUCUUCCGGCACCUGGGCCCUCGGAUUUCUGUUGCCUGAGCAGGCGUCGCUGCGCUCGCCGGUGUUUCUGCUUCUUCUGCUCCAGCAGCAGCUCUGGGGUUUUGUGGCGCGUCUCGACGCAGAUGCCAAAGUGCGGCGCGCAGCCGUGGACUUCCUCGUGUCUCUCUUGGAGUUCUCGCCCCUCAAGAGCUGGCCAGCCGUGCCUCUUGAAGUGACUCCGGCCCUGAGAGACGCGGCCUCGGCUGCACACGCGUCGCUCUCAGGCGUCCUGGCAACCGCCGACUCGAUGGCCCUGCCUCUCGCCAUGGCGAAGGACAGCUGGAGGUGCGUUCAGCUCUGGAGGACUCUCACGGCUGAAGCAGAGAACGCGGACGAGACCGCGUGGACAAGCCCUCUCGGCGAGGACCGAUCACCUGUCGCUUCUCGUUCUCUUCUGUCGCUUUCUUCUCUAGGUCGAAGCUGCGACGGCCUCGGAAAGUCCCGCGGGGGAUCGGCCUUUCCGCCUGCUUCUGCGGCCUCUCCGUUUUCGUCCUUUUUCUUUCAGAAACGAGCCAGUCCGUCGUUCAACUCUCUGUCGGGAAGUGUCUUGUCUUCAGUCCGUCUCGCCUUCCUUCAUCUCUUUGCUCUCUGCGAAGAAACCGCUGCGGCGGCUGCGCUUUCUCGAGGUGCCGAACCCACCUCGCCGCGCCUCAACGGAGACCGUCGCCCCAGCCAGGCGCCUACCUCGCCUGCGCGAUCGGCGUCCUUUCCUUCGUCUCCUCUCUCGUCUGUUUCCGCUUCGUUCGUUUCGGCGUCUUCGGAUUCUCGCUUCGAGGGCGGGGCUGCGGCUGACGCGCGUGGUCUUUCCUCGGCGACCGACGAGUCUGCUGAGAUGACUGCUGCAUGUCUUCGAGCGCUCGCGCGCUUGGUCGCGUCCCUGCCGCUGUCUGUCUUCCGUCCAGGCAUCCUCUUUGCGUGUCUCCGACUAGUCGCGCCUUUCUUCCUCACGCUCACUCUCUCUCUGAAACACCCCGCACACGACGGGAUGCAAACAUCUACAGAACGCUGUCUCCUCUCGCGAGAUCCCAUCUCUUCCUCUUCUUCCUCUUCCUCCUCUUCCUCGUCCUCUUCCUCUUCUUCCUCUUCCUCGUCUUCCUCGUCUUCCUCCUCGUCCUCUUCCUCCUCUUCCUCUUCUUCCUCCUCUUCCUCUUCCUCCUCUUCCUCUUCCUCUUCUUCCUCUUCCUCUUCCUCUUCCUCCUCUUCCUCCUCUUCGUCUCUGUCGUUGGCUUCUUCGCUGUGUGUUUUCUCUAGGGAAGAAGGUGGUUUGCGUGCAAAGCAAGAGGGCGUUGGGCGUCGAGACACCCGAGGGACGACGCCGGGAGGGGCUAGGCUUUCUGUGUCCUGUUCAGCGUCCGCGGGAGGCGUCCGAGCGAACGAGCUGUACCUACGUUUUGUUUCAAGUGUGCAGCACGCGGCGUCUCCGUUUGUCUCGUCGCGUUCCGCUUUCCUCAACGAGCCGCCUUCGACGCCCUCAAAUCGCGACUUUCGAAACGAAAAGGUGCCUCCUUCCUUUACCCCACACAAAAGUUCCGAGCGAGGAGAAUCUGAAGAAGCGAAUUCAGAACGGGGAAGAGAAGAGAAACACGGCCACGCACACCCACGGAAAAGUCUGCCUUUUCCGCUUCAUCCUUCUCUUCUCUCAGCUCUCAAUUCGCUUCUCACGUCUGUCCUCGCUGCGAAGCCUUCUCGGGAGGAGGUAGUCGAAGCACUCCUCCUCCCUGUUCUUCCCAAAACACCUGAAAAGAAAAAAACGCCUGCAAAGAGCCGGGGAGGAUGCGCCGGUUGUGGGCCAUCGUCCGGCGCAUGCAAAGAGGGAAAAGGAGGCGAGACAGCCGACAGGGCGCAACCGAGCGCCCUGUCGACUCCGGAGCAGCCGCCGGCGACAGGCGAAUGUGUCUCUCAUCCCUGCUGGGGCGCGAGAGACAGAGACACCCCAGGAGACAGCGCGCACUGUGGGGCGCAACGCGAGAGGAAGGCGACAGAGCCAGACGGGCCGCGAGAAACGGAAGAGGAAGCAUUUAUGGGGCUGUCGGACGUUAUUCUGGUCGGGUUGCUCUACGCAUUGAGGAUCGAAAGAGAGGAACUGCUCUCAACCCUGACAGAUAAUCGACUGGAGAGAGACAGCACAGAAGAAAUGAACGACGGAGGGAGAGAAGGGGGAGAGGAUGAAGAAGGCGGAGAAGAAGAAGGUGGAGAAGAAGGCGGAAAAGAAGAGAGGGGGAAGGAACAAAAGGGGGAGAUGGGUGGAGUGGGAGAGGGGAGAGCCACAGUCUACAAACGCUACACAGAAGUUCUUCUCGCUGUCGUUAUGAAGAUGGCGAAAUCGUAUCCUUUCGUUCUUCUCUUUCUUCCGUGUCUUCACGUUUUCAAUGCCCGACUGCACGCCGCCGCCGCUCCAUCGUCGCAAGCAAGCGAAACUGAGGAACGGCGCAGCCAGUGCCAAAGAGAGAGAACGAUUACGUCCGCCUCCCCUUCCUCUCCGUCUUCCUCUCCUUCCUCCUCUUCCUCUCCUUCCUCCUCUUCCUCUCCUUCCUCCUCUUCCUCUCCUUCCUCCUCUUCCUCUCCUUCCUCCUCUUCCUCUCCUUCCUCCUCUUCCUCUCCUCCCUCUUCUACCUCUCCUCCCUCUUCUUCCUCUUCUCCUUCCUCUUCCUCUUCUUUCCCCUGUACGUCUGGCGUUUGUUGUUCGCGUCGGUUUCGUUUUGAUUGCUCUUCUGGUUCAGCCUGCCGUCCGUUCUCGUCUUUUGGUUCGCCUUCCUGCUGCUUGCGCCACUGUCCCCUCGUAGCUGUUUUAGCUGAGUUGAUGUCGAGUGCAUCCGCUUCUCUAAAAUGCCGGGGCUUCCAGCUGGCUACUGAUCUCCUUGCUGCGCUGCCGUCUUUCCCUUUGCCACACGCUCCUUCUUCCUCUCUUUCGUCUUCAUCCUCUUCUUCUUCCUCUCUUUCCUCUUCCCCGAUUUACGAUUGCGUCUUGACGGAAACCGAAGGCUCGGAGUCUGACAGCGACGCCCUCCGGCGCGAAUGCUUGCUGAACCUUCGCGCGCACAUCCUGGGUCUGCUUGCUCCCAGCAUCUCGUCUGCGCUUCGCUCGAGUCAGGUGACUGCCACGAGCGAAAGCGACGAGAGACAAACAGGAGACGCGCAAGAGAACGGCGAGAAGAGGGAGAUUCGCGAGGAAACUCCGACUCACCGGAGGCGCCGCAAAGAGGACGAGGACGAAGACAGUCGCGCACACAGAGAGAAGGCCUCGUCUCACGCGGGACGCGGGGAGACGCGAAUCUGUGUCGAAGGCAGAACUUUGAUGCAGCAACACCCGAGCGAGAUUGCUGCCGAAGAAGCCUCUGUAGCGGAAGCCGCCUGCGCAGCUCUGGCUCUCCUCACCUUCAACGACUGGAGAUUGCUCAAUUUCCUCUCUUCUUCCACAGCUCACGCAAUCGCUGCGCUGUGUUCUUUCCAAGGCGCUGCGUCGAAUCGGAGAGAGGAAAGAGAGAGACCAGACGCGAGAACAAACGCGGAAACCCAGGAGAGAACAAAGGAGACGGAGGCAACCCGUGCUGACGUGCUGGCGUGUUGGGUGUCCGCUCAGACAGUUGCUGCUACCGCGGCGAGUCGCUUUCUCCAGUUUUCAUAUCUUCUUUCUUGUCGCUCGUUGCCGUCGCCGCUGUCCUUUCCGAGCGCGUCCAUGGCUUCCCUCCUGUCUCCCGCGGCAGACGUUUGUUGGCGGAGACGGGACCUCGCUGCGGGUCGCGAGGCUUGUCUCGCGGCUCUGCUCUUUCUGGCGAAACACGAAAGCGUCGAGUUGAAAGUUGCAGCCGCGAAGAGCUUCGCUGACGCAGGCGCGCCCGUCGAAAACGCGGCGGGGACGCGCGUCGCCAGAGAGGCCUUCGGAGACCGUGAGAGGCAGGCGCAACUCAACGGCCAAGUCACACCCAAACGCUUCUCGAAGGAGAGCAGUCCCGCUCCCGAGAUAGAGGGAGACGAAGAAGAGAAACGCGAGGUCAGAGCGAAAGGGGACAUCAGAGAAAAACGCGAGGUCAGAGAGAAAGGGGACAUUAGAGAAAAACGCGAGGUCAGAGCGAAAGGGGAGACAGGAGAGACGGAAGACGGAGGCUGUGAGAAACGCGAGGAAGAACUGUGGUUGGCGGCGCUGGAAUGUUUCGCGAGUCCGUCUCUCGCAAACAGUCGCAACGAGAGUCUUGCGCUUGCCUGCUUGCGAGCGAUUGCGCUCAUCUCCUUCGGCCUGAACUGGGGUGUCUUCUUGGAGAAAGACAGGUGCGAAGGCGUGUCUCUUUCAGAGGGGCGAGAACGCAUUCUGCGGCUUCUCAGCGGCAUCCACGCCGUCCUGCUGCGGGCCCUAGACGGGAGUCGCGUGCCUGGAGAAGAUGCAAGACGAAAUUCAGUGAAGAUCCAGUGGAACGCUUGCUAUGCAGCCAGACUCCUCUACAGCAGUCGCAGCUUUCGGCGUCUCGCCUCCCCCGCACUCGAAAGGUAA